Messenger RNA from Rhincodon typus (whale shark), 923 nucleotides. Its product is annotated as leucine-rich repeat-containing protein 30-like. The coding region runs from base 24 to 923 and encodes 299 amino acids. NCBI's taxonomy places the organism in Eukaryota, Metazoa, Chordata, Chondrichthyes, Orectolobiformes, Rhincodontidae. The record is from RefSeq and is a predicted model, not a curated record. The transcript has a single exon. Gene Ontology annotation, molecular function: protein binding.
UAUCGAAGGCUGGGCAUUAAAGGAUGGGAAUUUGUGUGUCAAAGGAGGUUUCAAAAGAAGAGCUAAGGAAAUCAAUCAAAAGGCAAAAAGAAGUGCCUUCAGAAGAGGAAGAAGCACUUUUGGCUGCUGAGUUGAGGAGUCAGUUGAAGACUGUUUAUGGCCACAGCUCUCUAGAGUUGGCAAUGAUGGAAAUGUCAGAAAUCCCUAAAAUUACAUGGCAGGUAACAGAGGUAGAAAAACUGAAUGUGUCACAUAACUUUCUUCUUCGUAUUAGUUCCAGUGUUGAGAACCUUCAGAAUUUGGUCAUUCUAAAUUUGCUGGGAAAUCAGUUGGCUGCUUUGCCAAAAGAAAUUGGGUUGUUGAGGAAACUGAAGGUCCUGUUUGCUGACUGGAAUUGUCUCAAAGAAGUUCCACAAGAACUAAGCCGCUGCAAAAAACUCCAGGUUCUCAGUCUUUCAUACAAUAUGAUUUCAUCUCUCCCUGAGAGUUUCGAAGACCUGAGGCAACUGGAAAAGCUCAAUUUAAGCAACAAUCGGUUUGUGCAAUUGCCCACAUGUGUCUACCGGAUGAGGAGAUUGACCUUCUUGCACAUAGGCUGCAACAAAAUCGAAAGCAUUUCUGAAAGUGUUGGCCAACUGGAAAAAAUGAGGAUAUUUAUUGCCGAGAAGAAUAGGCUUAGAUUUCUGCCGAAAUCAAUCUGUUUGCUGAGGCCACUCAUGCUCCUCAACGUGAACUAUAAUGAGAUUGAAAAUCUCCCAACAAGCCUGCCCAUGCUGACUGAGUUGGAAAGGAUAGCCUGUCAUUCACUUGAUAAGGGCCUUCAUAUCAAAUGCAACCCCCUAGCAAAACCACUGCCAGACCUCAUAUAUGAGGGGCUGGAACCGCUCUAUGAUUAUUUGAAGCCCAAAAGGGACAAUAAAUAA